AGCAGUUUACAGAAGUCAAGACCACUCUGAAACCAUGAGUCUCUCUGCCAAAGACAAAGCUGCCAUCAAAGCCUUCUGGGACAAGAUCUCCCCAAAGGCUGAGGAAAUCGGUAGCCAAGCUCUGUACAGGAUGCUGACUGUUUACCCUCAGACCAAAACCUACUUUACCCAUUGGACGGACAUGAGCUUCAACUCUGCUCAGUUGAAGAAGCACGGAAAGACUGUAAUGUCUGGUGUGGAAGUGGCUGUCAACAAAAUCGAUGAUCUGACCAGCGGGAUGCUCAGCCUAAGCGAGCUGCACGCUUACCAGCUGCGUGUUGAUCCAGCCAACUUCAAGAUCCUCUCACACAAUUUGCUUGUGGUUCUGGCCAUCCUGUUCCCCACUGACUUUACUCCUGAUGUACACGUGUCUAUGGAUAAGUUUCUUGCUGCAGUGUCCCUGGCCCUCUCCGAGAAGUACAGAUAA
Molecule: messenger RNA, 466 nt
Organism: Silurus meridionalis
Lineage: Eukaryota; Metazoa; Chordata; Actinopteri; Siluriformes; Siluridae
Product: hemoglobin embryonic subunit alpha-like
Exons: 3
Coding region: 35-466 (143 amino acids)
Biological process (GO): hydrogen peroxide catabolic process; oxygen transport
Cellular component (GO): blood microparticle; hemoglobin complex; haptoglobin-hemoglobin complex
Molecular function (GO): haptoglobin binding; organic acid binding; peroxidase activity
Source: RefSeq, a predicted model, not a curated record